AUGGCACUGCUACUACUCUAAAGCCCUUAUCCCCAAUAAAUUAUUCAUUUACUUUUACUUACUAUUUUUGCAUUAAUACCGUUAAUCUUUCUUUCUGAAUUUUAAUUUCGCCAAUUUUUAAUCUAAUUCAAGUCAGAAGAAAAGUUUACAAAAUGCAAAUGUUGGCAUGUAAUUAUUCAUGUUCACUACCAAAAUCUUCACAUAAUCUCCAUGGAAUCAUUAUUAUCCCAAAGAGAUUCGUCUUCAUCGGUCGCCGCCAUCUUUUGUGCUCUGUCUCUAACGACGUCGUUUCCUCUAACCCCCUCAUCAUUUCCAGGGCUGUUAAAGAUGAUGCUGAAUCUGCACGUGAGGAAAUAAUUAGAUGUAGUCCUAGCACAACUCGGAGAAUGUUGCUUGCAAGUUUGUUCAUGUAUUUAGGGUUUUAUCCUACAAGGUACUUAUCAGCACAAGCACUAGGGGAUCCGUCUGUGACACUUGAACAAGUUACUCCGCCUGUUGUUCCUUCUGGAGCUCUCUUUCCAACAGAGGAAAGAAUUGUCCAGUUAUUUGAAAAGAAUACUUACUCUGUUGUCAACAUUUUUGAUGUAACAUUGCGCCCACAACUUAAUGUAACUGGUGUAGUUGAGAUUCCUGAAGGAAAUGGUUCGGGAGUAGUCUGGGAUGGACAAGGACAUAUUGUGACAAAUUAUCAUGUGAUAGGCAAUGCCCUUUCAAGAAAUCCAAGCUCUGGGGAAGUUGUUGCACGAGUUAAUAUUCUUGCAUCAGAAGGGGUACAGAAGAACUUUGAAGGUAGAUUAGUUGGUGCUGACCGUACUAAGGACCUCGCUGUCCUUAAGGUAGAAGCAUCUGAUGAUCUGUUGAAGCCAAUUAAAGUGGGGCAAUCUUCUUCUUUAAAAGUUGGACAGCAGUGUCUUGCAAUUGGAAACCCUUUCGGCUUUGAUCAUACUCUUACAGUAGGGGUAAUUAGCGGAUUAGAUCGUGAUAUUUUCAGUCAAACUGGAGUGACAAUUGGAGGUGGAAUUCAAACAGAUGCAGCCAUCAAUCCAGGAAAUAGUGGAGGUCCUUUACUUGAUUCUAAAGGAAGCCUAAUUGGAAUCAAUACAGCAAUUUUUACUCAGACAGGGACAUCUGCUGGCGUAGGAUUCGCCAUUCCAUCCUCAACAGUAGUCAAGAUUGUACCUCAACUGAUUCAAUUCGGUAAAGUUGCUCGAGCUGGUUUAAAUAUAGAAAUUGCUCCUGAUUUGAUUGCAAAUCAACUCAAUGUUCGGAAUGGAGCUCUCGUCCUGCUGGUUCCAGCCGAUAGUCUUGCAGCAAAGGCUGGAAUACUUCCAACAACAAGAGGUUUUGCCGGAAAUAUUGUACUUGGAGAUAUUAUUCUUGCAGUUGACGACAAACCUGUUAAAAGCAAAGCAGAGCUGUACAAAGUAUUGGAUGACUAUAAUGUUGGGGACAGGGUAAUGUUGAAGAUUCAGAGAGGUGCUGAGAAUUUAGAGCUCCCCAUUGUGCUAGAGGAGAAGAGUUCUUGAUAUAUUUAUUUAGUUGUACAUGCCAAUUGUUAAUGAAGAUAUAUCUAAUUUUUUUGAAUGAAGAUUACAUAAUUAUUUUGUGUAAGUAGUAUAUUUAAAAUGGAGAAAUGGAGGCCAUCGUGGAGGUUAAAUCUCGAGACAAUUAAGUAACUUUAUAUUUAAUAGUAAA
Messenger RNA from Mercurialis annua (annual mercury), 1695 nucleotides. RefSeq names its product protease Do-like 8, chloroplastic. The coding region runs from base 153 to 1526 and encodes 457 amino acids. Gene Ontology annotation, biological process: proteolysis. Lineage: Eukaryota; Viridiplantae; Streptophyta; Magnoliopsida; Malpighiales; Euphorbiaceae. The record is from RefSeq and is a predicted model, not a curated record. Gene Ontology annotation, molecular function: protein binding; serine-type endopeptidase activity. The transcript has 13 exons.